CUCUAACUUCAAUGGGAUCUAAAAAUUCAAAAGAAAUAAGUAACAAAUGAUAAAUAACCAUAGAUUCGAAUGAUGCAGCAUAAAUAGGUGAAAAAAAAGAGAAGAAAUAGGUUGAAGUUCAAUCGAAUGAGAAAUCUCAUUAAAAGAAUCAGAAUUAGAAAAUGCAAUUAUAAAUCAAUUAAGAAUAAUAAAGGAUUCAAAUCACUAAGUUAGAAAUGGAGCAGCUUCAAUAACAUGAAUUAACAUUCUAUAAAGGAGAUUUUGAAAAUUAAAAUGUCGCUCAAUAAGAUCAGUCAACAGUUCUCAAUAAUAUUGUUAUAAGCUAAGUAAAAGAAUAAGGAUUAGGAUCAUGUUUAGAUGCUAAUGUUGAUAUUCAUGAUGAUCAAUGGAUGGAUGUAAAUGGAUGUAGAAACAAACUGAGAAAUGAUAGAAAUAUAAAAAUAGAAGAGCAUGAUCCUAUAAUUGUGGCUAUAUUGGAUGAUUUGAAAUGUAAAACAUCUGUUCAUCAUCCAUUUGAGAAUUAAGCAAAACCAUAUCUUGGUACUUAAAUUUUGAUUUCUGAUCGAAUAAUAGCUGGAUUUUGGAAUAAGUUAGGACCAUAUAAAGUGAUUAAUUGCAACUUUAAGCCAUUUGAACUAUAAGAGAAUUAGAUAUAUUAUGGAGAAUGGUUUUAAUAAAAAAGAAAUGGGUUUGGAUUUUUGAUUUGUGAAGAUUUUAUAUAUGAAGGAUAUUGGUUUAAUGAUGUUUAUCAUGGUGAAGGAAGGAUUAUUAGAAAGGAUGGAAAUAUAUAUAUUGGUGAGUUCAAAAAUGGAUAAUUUAGUGGUGAAGGUUUUUUCCUUAACAGUGAAUAAAUAGUCUAUGAAGGAGAAUGGGAAAAUGGACAAAAAAACGGUAUUGGUAAAGAAUAGAUGCCUGAUGGAUCAGUAUUCAUCGGUUAGUUUCAAAAUAAUUAACGAAAUGGUUAGGGAAAGUUGUUUAAUAACAAGGAAUAGUUUUUUUUUGAGGGAUUAUGGGUAAAUGGAAAGGCUAUAGAAGAGGGGAAAGUAAUUUGGCAGGAUGGUAGAAAAUUUGAAGGAAAAUGGUGCAAUGGAAUGAUGCAUGGACAUGGUGUAUUUAUAUGGCCAGGAGGAAAGAAAUACAUAGGAAAUUAUGUGAACAAUGUAAGAGAUGGAUAUGGAGAAUAUUAUUAUCCUGAUGGAAAGAUUUAUAAAGGAAUGUGGAAGAAAGGUUUGAUGCAUGGUUAAGGAAUAAUAAUCUAUCCUAAUAAUUCCCAUGAAAAGGGUCAGUGGAAGUAAGGAAAGAGAGUUAUUAUUUAAGAAUAAAAAAACAAAGAAAAAUCUUAAAAGAAGCAAGAAAAUAAAACUAUCUUGCCUCUUUGA
Molecule: messenger RNA, 1379 nt
Organism: Paramecium sonneborni
Lineage: Eukaryota; Ciliophora; Oligohymenophorea; Peniculida; Parameciidae
Source: the annotation of a GenBank genome assembly